Molecule: messenger RNA, 2835 nt
Organism: Vigna radiata var. radiata (mung bean)
Lineage: Eukaryota; Viridiplantae; Streptophyta; Magnoliopsida; Fabales; Fabaceae
Product: ascorbate transporter, chloroplastic
Exons: 11
Coding region: 535-2289 (584 amino acids)
Biological process (GO): transmembrane transport
Molecular function (GO): transmembrane transporter activity
Source: RefSeq, a predicted model, not a curated record
AUUUCUGGUGCUGGUGAAAGGUAUUUGGUAUAGAAUCAGUCUACUCUAUAGGGUUAUACUUCGUAGAGGUGUAGAUAGUAAAGCCAAACGUUGGAAUUAAAUAUUGAAGAUUUUACUGUACAAAACAUUUUCCCACAUUCUUUUUAUAGCAGGAAUGAUGAUAACCCUUUUUAUGUUCUUGCCAACAAUUAGAGUGGCUUUUGGUAAAUUGAAAACUUGAUUUAGAUAUGAAACUGUUGAGUAGUCUGGGAUACUUUGUUUUUCUCAAUGGUUUAACUUGGUAGAAAGUAACCUCUUAUAAUGCACGCUUCACUCAUUUGGCUCUCAACAAUCCAAUUAGUUCACCAAGGGGAAAAAGUUUUUGAAAUAUUCCACUUUCUGAAACCAAGAUUUUUUGUGUUAUUUGAUGCAUCAUAGUUGCCAGAAUUUAUACAUAUGGGGAUGUAGAUGAUAUGAUAAAAUUAUGGAUGGAGUAAAGCAUGGAUAACUUUUUUUGUAGUUUAUUUUGAUGAGAGAAUUACCUAUUGUUCAGCAAUGCAUGGAAAUUAUGGAAAUUUAUAUCAUUUGGGAAAGGAUCUAUCACCUCAAAGAGGGGACGUUUCUUGUGCAUUUGUUGCACGUUAUGGUGGCCAGAUUGCAAAUGAUCAUUUCUCAAGAUGCUGGCAUGGGAUGCGUUUUCAUGCUAGAGAACCUUUCAAUGAGAAAGUUUCAAAACUAAUACCAACAUUUGAAGAUGAAUUGCAGCGUUGUUCUUCAAUAUCGCAGAGACCUAUACACUGCAUGAACAUGAAACUAAACGCCAGCAGAAGAUGUCACUGCAACCUCUCUUCAGAUCUCUAUAGCUGUAGCCUUGUUCAACGAAGAGCAGUAUAUGGACUAGGUUUAAACAAACACGGUAAGGCUAAUCCGGCUUGUGUUCAUUACAAGUCUGAGGAUUGUGAUAUUACAGAAUCAGAGGUGAAUCCUCUUGCAUCAGCUGAAGGGACAGGUGAAGCCAUUCUCUUGGAAGGGAAUGUUCCACAAGUAUCUUCUUGGUGGCAGAAGUUUCCAAAGCGUUGGGUUGUUGUGUUGCUAUGUUUUGCAGCAUUUCUGCUGUGCAACAUGGAUCGUGUGAAUAUGAGCAUAGCAAUACUUCCAAUGUCUCAAGAAUUUAACUGGAACAGUGCAACAGUUGGCCUAAUUCAGUCAUCUUUCUUCUGGGGCUACCUUCUUACCCAGAUCCUUGGUGGCAUAUGGGCCGACAAACUUGGUGGGAAACUAGUGCUAGGUUUCGGAGUUGUCUGGUGGUCAAUGGCAACAAUUUUAACACCUAUUGCUGCAAGAAUUGGGCUCCCUUGUUUGCUUAUUAUGCGUGCAUUUAUGGGGAUCGGUGAGGGUGUUGCCAUGCCUGCUAUGAAUAAUAUGCUUUCCAAGUGGAUUCCAGUUUCAGAGAGAAGCAGAUCACUGGCCCUAGUAUAUAGUGGCAUGUACCUUGGUUCGGUGGUUGGAUUGGCAUUCUCACCAUUACUAAUCCAAAAAUUUGGGUGGCCAUCAGUUUUUUACUCUUUUGGAUCCCUUGGAAGUAUCUGGUUUGCCUUGUGGUUAAGAAAGGCAUAUAGCUCCCCAAAAGAUGACCCAGAUCUUGGGAUAGAGGAGAAAAGGCUCAUACUAGAAGGCAAUGUAUCAAAUGCACCUGUUUCUUCCAUUCCUUGGAAAUUAAUUUUAUCAAAAGCACCGGUUUGGGCUCUUAUAAUCUCCCACUUCUGUCACAAUUGGGGGACUUUUAUUCUUCUGACCUGGAUGCCUACUUAUUAUAAUCAGGUUCUGAAGUUCAACCUCACUGAAUCUGGGCUCUUAUGUGUUCUUCCAUGGUUAACCAUGGCUGCUUUUGCAAAUAUUGGUGGGUGGAUUGCUGACACACUUGUGAGAAAAGGCGUCUCCAUAACAGCUGUUCGAAAGAUCAUGCAAUCAAUAGGAUUUCUGGGUCCUGCAUUUUUUCUUUCUCAACUGAGCCAUGUCAGAACACCUGCCAUGGCUGUACUAUGCAUGGCGUGUAGUCAGGGAUCUGAUGCGUUCUCACAAUCUGGUCUCUAUUCCAAUCACCAAGACAUUGGACCCCGCUAUGCUGGUGUAUUGCUUGGACUAUCAAAUACGGCAGGAGUGCUUGCUGGUGUAUUUGGUACAGCUGCAACUGGUUUAAUACUCCAGCGAGGUUCUUGGAAUGAUGUUUUUAAGGUUGCUGUUGCUUUGUACAUAAUAGGGACAUUGGUGUGGAAUAUCUUUUCUACUGGAGAGAAAGUUCUUGACUGAAGAUUUCAUGCCAAGGAAAGUGUAGCCUUUUUAGCCAUUGAAAUAUAGAAACGGAUGGAACAGUAAUCAGAUUACCAAACAUGUCUUGGAAGAUUAAACACCCUCAAAAAGUAGAAAAGAAAGAGACACCAUGGAAGUUUUCACCAUAAACCAUGGCCUUUGAUAAAAUAGUGUCUCCAAGAAGAAAUCUUGGAUUAAUUUUGCUCCUUUUCCUCAACACUCCUCUACAGUGAGUUUGUUUCUAAAAUGAGUAAGUAAAGGUACCCUUAUAUUUUAGUAAGAUAAGCUUAGAAUACACUUUAAAUUAAGUCAAUAUUAGAUACAUUUUUACUUGCUUACUUUAUAGCCAAACUCAGUAAUAAACUCAUUUACUGGUCCUUUUCCCUUUUGCCCAUGCCUUUGUUCCAUGAACUCAAGUGCUUUCUGUAUAGAAAGUCAGUGGACUGUUUCCUCAUGUCAAACCUCAUCUAAGCAUACACAAGCUCAGAUUAUACAUGUUAAUUAGAUUAUUCAGCUAUCUCUCUAACAAGGACAUCUUUAUCUUUA